AUGAAUUCCAGCCCCAAGGCUGAAGGCCGCGUUCCUCAUUUAGAUUUCUCUGAGAUUCAGACCGACGAUUUAUAUCACAGAGACAUUCGAGAUGAUAAAGGCGUUUUUUUGGACCCCGAUUUAGACAAAACGAAGGGAUUGAAAGUCACAGCAGACCAACAUGUCGUCCUGGUUCUCCAACCGUCAGAUGAUCCGCGGGAUCCGUUGAGAUGGAGUUUUGGCAAGAAACAUACCGUCCUUGCAGUCGUGAUUGUGUGUUCUUUUCUACCAGAUUAUGGUAGUGUCACUGGUGCUGCAACCCUGAUUUUGCAAGCGAAGUAA
This is a messenger RNA of Penicillium manginii, 321 nucleotides long. RefSeq lists its product as uncharacterized. The record is from RefSeq and is a predicted model, not a curated record. The transcript has a single exon. Lineage: Eukaryota; Fungi; Ascomycota; Eurotiomycetes; Eurotiales; Aspergillaceae. Bases 1 to 321 code for a protein of 106 amino acids.